Rotaria sordida is the source of this 1671-nucleotide messenger RNA. Lineage: Eukaryota; Metazoa; Rotifera; Eurotatoria; Philodinida; Philodinidae. The record is from the annotation of a GenBank genome assembly.
AUGGGUGAUUACUCGAAAGCACUUGAAUUUUACGAAAAAGCACAUAAGAUUAAAGAAAAAGCUCUACCUCCAAAUCAUCCGGAAUUAGCUACCUCGUACGGCAACAUCGGUGAAGUGUAUAACAACAUAGGCGACUACUCGAAAGGGCUUGAGUUUUACCAAAAAGAUCUGGAAAUUACGAAAAAAGCUCUGCCUCCAAAUCAUCCUUCAUUGGCUACUUCCUAUAACAACAUUGGUUUGGUGUAUUACAACAUGGGCGACUAUCCGAAAGCACUUGAAUUUUACGAAAAAGCAAAUAGAAUCUACGAAAAAGUUCUGCCUCCGAAUCAUCCAUCAUUGGCUAAGGCCUAUGGCAACAUCGGUCAAGUGUAUAACAACAUGGGUGAUUACUCAAAAACACUUGAAUUUUACGAAAAAGCACAUAAAAUCUACGAAAAAGCUCUUCCUCCAAAUCAUCCCGAUUUGGGCUUCUCUUACAACAACAUCGGUUCUGUAUAUGGAGACAUGAAUGACUACUCGAAAGCACUAAAAUUUCACGAAAAAGGUCUCGAAAUUUACGAAAAAGCUCUACCUCCAAAUCAUCCUGAUUUGGGUUUCUCAUACAACAACAUCGGUCAAGUGUAUAAUAAUAUAGGUGAUUACUCGAAAGCACUUGUAUUUUACGAUAAAGCACUUAAAAUUAGAGAAAAAGCUCUCCUUCCCAAUCACCCUACUUUGGCUACUUCUUACAACAACAUUGGUCAAGUGUAUAAUAAGAUGGGUGACUACUCGAAAGCACUUGAGUAUUACGAAAAAGCACUCAAAAUAAGUAAAAAAGCUUUGCCUCCAAAUCAUCCUGAUUUGGCUACUUCCUAUAACAACAUUGGUUUGGUGUAUAACAACAUGGGCGACUAUCCGAAAGCACUUGAAUUUCACGACAAAGCGCAUAAAAUCUAUGAAAAAGCUCUGCCUCCGAAUCAUCCCGAUUUAGCUAUUUCCUAUAGUGACAUCGGUCUAGUGUAUAACAACAUGGGUGACUAUUCAAAAGCAUUUGAACUUUACGACAAAGCACAUAAAAUCUACGAAACAGCUCUGCCUGCGAAUCAUUCCCAUUUAGCUACUUCCUAUAAUAACAUCGGUACAAUGUACAAAAACAUGUGCGACUACGCGAAAGCACUUGAAUGUUAUGAAAAAGCACUCAAAAUAAGAGAAAAAGCUGUAUUUCCCAAUCAUGGAGAUUUGGCUAUUUGCUAUGGCACGAUCGGUCAAGUAUAUAACGACAUCGGUAACUACUCGAAAGCAUUUGAUUUUCACAACCAAGCACAUAAAAUCUUCGAGAAAGCUCUACCUCCAAAUCAUCCUCAUUUGACUACUUGCUACAAUAAUAUCGGUCAAGUGUAUUAUAGCAUGGGAGACUAUUCAAAAGCACUUGACUUUUACGAAAGAGCAUAUAAAAUAAGAGAACAAGCUCUACCUUCAGAUCAUCCCGAUUUGGCUAUUUGUUACGGUAGCAUCGGUCAAGUAUAUAACGACAUAGGUGACUAUGUGAAAGCAGUCGAAUUUCACGACAAAGCGCGUAAAACAUACGAAAAAACUCUGCUUCCGAAUCAUCGCCAUUUGGCUACUUGCUACAGCGAUAUCGGUACAGUGUAUAACAACAUGGGUGACUACUCGAAGGCACUUGAAUUUUAA